AUGAAUAAAAGGUUGUCAACGAUAACGGCGACAUCUAUUAUUUGUGAAGAAAACGAUCCACAAUGUUUCAAAGGCAAGUCAAUCGAUUCAUUGAUUUCGGAGGAGACCCGGGAUGCUUAUUAUACAGGUAAUUGUCUGUCAGCCAUUUGUCGGCAGACAAUGAGCAAAAAUGGAAAGUGA
Molecule: messenger RNA, 180 nt
Organism: Loa loa (African eye worm)
Lineage: Eukaryota; Metazoa; Nematoda; Chromadorea; Rhabditida; Onchocercidae
Exons: 2
Coding region: 1-180 (59 amino acids)
Source: RefSeq, a predicted model, not a curated record